Messenger RNA from Tigriopus californicus, 4864 nucleotides. It is a transcript of the gene G9a, whose product is annotated as histone-lysine N-methyltransferase EHMT2-like. Gene Ontology annotation, cellular component: nucleus. Gene Ontology annotation, molecular function: p53 binding; histone methyltransferase activity; protein-lysine N-methyltransferase activity. The record is from RefSeq and is a predicted model, not a curated record. Lineage: Eukaryota; Metazoa; Arthropoda; Copepoda; Harpacticoida; Harpacticidae.
GGCGGAGGAAGGCGCUCGCUCUCGGCGUCGUGGUUGAACCCAUCCGUGAUCAAACCGCGUCUAGCAGAGUCAUGGAAGACCAGGAGGACGGGACGACGAGCGUUGAAGAGUGCGGAGAAGACUGCCCAAGCAAGCACCAAGAGUUUCCAAAAGCGAUCCAAUCCGUGGAUGGAAAUCCAAAGCAGGGAUCGUUUCUCGCCCCAGUGACGUGUGCCCGUCCAGGAAUUGCAUAGGAUCGACCUUUGGGGACCGAGCUUGAAGGUCGUCGUGGUUCAGCUGGCUGGAACACAAUACAGUUUAAAAUGAUGGGGGACGACAUAUUCCUGGCCCCAGAGAUCACCAUGCACGAAGAGGCUGGUGAAAUCACCAUACAAGGUCAUCCAGAAGAGCUAGAAAUAGACGACUAUGAACCGGAGUUGCCCUUUGCUAAUGGGGAAAUUCCAGCCGAGAUUUCAAUCACCAAAGUAACAGGAACGAACCGAGCUACAUUGUCGGCUAAACCGAGGUUCAAUGUGAGGAAAGACAUGGGAAAUGGUGGGAACUUUGGAGGAAGUGGCUCGAUCAAUCACUUCCAUCAGAAUCGGCCUCCUCCAUUGAUCAGGGGUGGUCUGCCCCCUAUGCCAAGGCUACGAAUGGGUGGGCCUAGAUCUACUCAUCGCCCUGUGCAUCAAAAUCAUAAUCCCCUAUUAGGAAUGUUGAACAUGAUGGGAAGUCAACCUCUUCCGAACAUGCGUCCCAUGAAUAUGCAGUCCACCAGGCCACCAUACCCUUCUCAUCAUAUGAUGGGCAUGCCUCAACAACGAAACAUGCCCAGGCUUCCUCAAAUGCAAAUGAAUGGAAACGCAUUCCUUCCCACACAACCCCUUCCCAUACAACAGCAUCAACAACAACAACAACAACAACAACAGCAACAACAACAACAGAAGACCAUGAUCAAUGUUCCCUCCAAGGCUUAUAAUAACGUAGCUGCCAAGUUCGUUCAACGAGGGCAACAGGCUCAGCAAUCCAGUCAUCAUAGAGGGGCACAGUCUUCUUCCAUUCGAAGUCAUGGACCACCACCCAUGAUGAGAGCUGGUACGAGACCCCAAUUUCGGCCAAACCACCCACCGCGUAGCACGAACUCUUCUUAUACUAACGGCGUGAACCCAAAAGCUGUUCAAGUUAGAACUGUCUUUGUUCCCCCGCCCAUGGACCGAUCUGCACAUUCUCCUCACACAAGUCUGUCCAUGAACCAUCCCAACGGGUCCAAUGUGUUUCAAAAUCUAUAUCCAAACUCAAAUGGUUCUGGGACGACUUUCAGUGGAUUCACCCGCGAUUCUCAAAUCGGUGAUGUAGAAGAUAACCUCGCGGAAGAAGAGGAGUUAGAUGAUGUUGAGCCGGACGUGAAUCCCCAAACCAAUGAAGUGGAUGACGUGGAGCCAGACGACUACCAGCAGACCGAUUAUCGACAUGAGGUCACUAUCUCAAUCACCAGUGUGAAAAAGCAACCAAAUGACACUCGAGAAGCUGAGCCUGGUCCGUGUCAAAGCUCUGGCGAUCCUAAUCCUCAAAUCAAGAAAGCUCCUCGUACAGGUCCGAAUGGAAGGAGCAAAAAGAAGAAAAAGAAAAAGAAGGCCUUCAGGGGAAUCAACUAUAGGUUCGAUGGAUCCAGCAUCAAGAAAAGAUUGGCAAAGAAGCCCUCCGGAAGCUCGAACAAAUCCGACGAUCCCAAUGAUGUGAUGGUUCCUCUGAACAAUGGCUCGGCUCCAACUGACGAACGUGAUCCAUCUGUUUUGGCGUACCUCGGUAUCCAGAGGAAAGGAUCAACUGAAUCUAAAUCGGACUCGGUGGCUGAACCAAUGGAGAAUAGGCCUAAAGCCAAGAAGAGUUUUAAGCCAGCAAGCUCGAGGAAUGCCUCCAUGGAUGAUGCUUCCUCCAUCGAUUCUGGAACUGGUCUCAAACGAAGGCUGUCCCUUUCCGAGGUCCUUAGUUCUCAAAAGCGAAUUCGAUCCGAUUCACAGCAGUCUAUUACCAUUCGGCCUGGUCCUGCAGGUCAAGGGUCUCCCCCUGGCGUCGUCAAAAACGGCAUCAAUGGUCUUGACUUGGCCACCAACAAAGACCUCUCCAAGGACAGCGAAGAACCAGCUGUGACUUCAUCAAGGCUUCGGCCAAGAGAUCAAUCGAAAGUGCUUCAGUCUGACGUCGAGCUCCCUUUACAGCCUUGCGUGUGUUUUUGCGCUAAAUCGUCAAAGGAGCUUGCACUCUCCUUACAUCCGUCCAAGUCCUCUGGUCAAACUGUGAUCUGCCAAGCAGUGGAAGUUGUGGGAAGUAAUCGAGUAGGGUGUAAGAACCCCGUGAAAAACAUGAAAUAUCGACAAGUUCUCGAGAAUGGCAAGAAAUUCUUGUGCUGCGAUGCCCACAUUCAAAGGAUGAAAUCUCAUCAUUGCUGUGGAUUCUGUGGAGAAUUCUGUGCACACGGCUUGUUCUACAUGUGCCGUCCCAACAAGCGAUCACUGCCCCAUUUCUUCCACAAACAAUGCUACAUGAAGCAAGAGGCUGGUAACCGCAAAUGCCCUCAUUGUAAUUUGGGGGACAUCCCAAUCACCGUGCAAUUGAAGUUGUCUAUGACCAACGCUCCAUUGGCCUUGCUCCAAACCGUGUCGAAGAUGUCCUUCGUCAAGGAUAAGACGAAAAAGUCGGACCUGAUUCUCAGAGGCAGCAAAGAAGCCGUGACCUACAAGAUGAUCAACGGCAAAAUCAUCUCUUCCGAAGGGUUGCCUGAGGGAAUCGGUGAGGAGGCUUUGAAGAAGAUCCUUGGCACCCUCGAGGACAAACAAAACCUCAAACAUGCCACGAGGAACAUGUUCGUACCUGUAAAAUCAGGGGACAACGUCAAACUUGUUCAACUCCUCUCCUUGGGAUAUUCUCCCAAUCAGCAAUUCACUGAGGCCGAUGGAGGGUCCCCUCUGCACGUGGCUGCCAGCGAAGGUCACACUCUAACAGCACACAUCCUCGUUCAAGCGGGCACGGAACUAGACACGCUCGAUGACGGACAGAACUCUGCUCUGAUGAUAGCCAGUAUUAAAGGCAAGCACGAAGUGGUGAAAUACCUUCUUCAAGCCGGUGCAGAUCCCACUCUCCGGGGUGAUGACGGGAUGACCUGUCUGCAUUUAGCCACCCAAAGUGGCCACCUAGAAUGCUCCCAUGUGAUACUCAACCAAACCAAUUUGCCUCGCAAUUUCAUGAAUCUCCAAGAUGAAGGGGGAUGGACUCCGCUUGUUUGGGCUUGCGAAAACAAGCACGAACCUGUCAUCAAGUAUCUGCUCUCAAGAGGGGCCAACCCUUUGAUCACGGAUGCUGAAGGGAACAUAGCGCUACAUUGGGCCGCAUUGGCGGGAUCCAGACAUACUUGCGAAUUAUUGAUCAACGCCGGUUGUCAUGUAAACGCCACCAAUAGCAUUGGCGAAACCCCUCUUCACAUUGCUUUACGACAAGACCAUUACGAGUGCGUUGUCCUGUUCCUAAUGCGGAAAGCCCGAUUAGAUAUUCGCAACCAGAGCGGCCAAUUACCACAAGAUUGCAUGGUCUCUAAAGAUGUCCAAUGCACUUCCAUCGUCAAUCUGAGCACCACCCUUCAAAACAUGAUGAAGGAUUGCAAGCAGUCUAAUGUGGAACGGAUCGUUUGUAAUGACCUGACUCACGCCAAAGAAACCAAUCCCAUCCAAUGUGUGAAUAGCAUAGACGACGCCAAGGAGCCCGAGGAUUACGUGUAUGUGAGCAAAAAUUGUGUCACAAACGCUGUUCCCAUUGAUACCAACAUAUCUAAGCUACAACAUUGUCAAUGCUCGGACACGUGUUCAUCUGAGGACUCUUGUCAUUGCUCGGACCUAAGCGUCAAAUCUUGGUACGACAUGGAAGGUCGCCUCAAGGAGGGAUUCGAUUUCAAGGAUCCCCCACUAAUCUUCGAAUGCAACGAAAUGUGUCGUUGUAACGUGGCUCUCUGUCACAAUCGGGUCCUCCAACACGGAAUCACGGCCCGUUUACAAGUGUAUCGAACCUACGGAAUGGGUUGGGGCGUGAAAGCCGUGGCUCCAAUUCAAAAGGGUUCCUUCGUUUGUGAAUAUGUCGGAGAACUGAUCUCAGAUUCUGAAGCAGACACGAGGGAAGAUUCUUACCUCUUUGAUCUCGAUAAUAGGGAUGACGAAACAUUUUGUAUUGAUGCCAAUCGCUAUGGGAACAUUGCUCGAUUCAUUAAUCAUUGUUGCACACCCAAUCUGGUUCCGGUGAAAGUAUUUUCCAACCACCAAGACCUGCGGUUCCCUCAUAUAGCCCUUUUUGCAUCUCGCAACAUUGCCAAAGGCGAAGAGUUAGGGUUCGAUUACGGUGAAAAAUUUUGGGUUAUCAAGCAUAAGCAGUUCACAUGUCAUUGUGCCAGUGAAAAGUGCAAGUACAAUCGCAACAACAUCCAGAGCUUUCUGAAAGAGUAUUACAAAAAAAUUGGUGAGAAGCAACCAAUUUGUGAGCUACCUCCUCAACCCGCCAAGGCCGCCGUCAAGGCUCCUUCUUUAGAAGCAGCCAAAGACACCAAGGAGGAGGCUCCCUCAUUACCUUCAGACCAAGUUGAGGCUCCGAGUCGAUCAUCUUACGUCAAAAACGGACUCGACGAUGCCUUUGUCCAAGUGAAGGAAGAAUUGGCCGAGGAUAGUGAAAUAAAAGACGAAAUAGAAGGCCAACAAGCAACAACAGAGGAGCCAGCUCCUGAAAAUAACAAGCCUGAGGUGACAAAGAAAGCUACCGAAAAUGUCAAACCUGAAGUUGCAAAAAAGUCCGAGGAGAAAAGAUCGAGUUCUGCCGCUUCUAAUACGCCAACGUCUUCUUUGAGAAC